Penicillium malachiteum is the source of this 873-nucleotide messenger RNA. RefSeq lists its product as uncharacterized. The record is from RefSeq and is a predicted model, not a curated record. The coding region runs from base 1 to 873 and encodes 290 amino acids. NCBI's taxonomy places the organism in Eukaryota, Fungi, Ascomycota, Eurotiomycetes, Eurotiales, Aspergillaceae. The transcript has 11 exons.
AUGAUCAAGAACCAAGCAAUUACAGGCCGGACUGUGCCCAUUGAGCAUGGCCAUGAAAAGCCCGCACCAAAAAUGCAAUACGUUCGUCUUGGUAAUAGUGGAUUGAAAGUGUCGCGCUUGAUUUUUGGUACUGCGACUUAUGGGAUUAAAUCCGAUGUCACAUGGCGCGUCGAAAAGGAGGAAGCCUUGACCCACCUUCAGCGCGCGUGGGAGUUGGGCUUUAACACUUUUGAUACCUCCAACUUCUAUUGCAAUGGUGUCAGUGAAGAGAUUCUUGGAGAAUUUAUCAAAAUUGUGCCUCGGGAAGCAGUCGUUAUCAUGACCAAGGCAACUCUUAGUUCCCAACUUGGUGUCAUUCAUAUUUUUGACAAUGUCAAGGAAGCUCUGAAGCGUCUUCAAACUGACUAUAUUGAUGUCAUGCAGCUUCACCGAUUCGACUACGACACUCCGAUCGAGGAAACUAUGCAGGCCCUACACGAUGUUGUCCAAGCUGGCUACGUGAGAUACAUUGGGAUGAGCAGCUGCUGGGCUUGGCAGUUCCAUGCAAUGCAGAACUAUGCAAUUUCAAACAAGCUCACGCCAUUCAUCAUUGUCAAAACUUCUACAACUUGCUUUACCGCGAGGAAGAACAUCUCUCGCCCUCUUGACCGUGCCUAUGAAACCGUUCGCUCGACUUCCGAUGCCUACCACGAUGAGGCAAUUUUGGGAGUUGAGUGGGAGAAAGAAAUCAACCGCCGCGUGGAGACACUUGCUAGAAAGCGGAACCUGCCCAUGGCAAAUAUUGCACUUGCCUUGGAUGUCGAACUCUCGGAGGAGGAUAUCAAAUAUCUGGAGGAGCAUUACCAGCCUCGCAGCACUGUGGGAUUCACCUAA